Electrophorus electricus (electric eel) is the source of this 2875-nucleotide messenger RNA. RefSeq lists its product as uncharacterized. NCBI's taxonomy places the organism in Eukaryota, Metazoa, Chordata, Actinopteri, Gymnotiformes, Gymnotidae. The record is from RefSeq and is a predicted model, not a curated record.
GUGAGGUAGGUAGAAAUCAACAUCACUCAGAGCAAGUCCUUAAAAACAUGUAAAAAUAUAGUUAUAUGAAUAUUUAGAGGCAUGUGAAGAGACUAUGCGAGCAAAUUAGGUAACCCCUCGAAAAGCCAGAUAAUCACCGAAGGAUAAAAGUUGAAGUUACCAAUAUCUAUCAGUAAAUGUUUUCUUUGUAAAGCUAACAGGCUACAUUGCUAGCUUUUAGCUACCUUUGCUAACAAGUUUUUAAUCGUGCAUUAAUGGUGAGCUGAAGUUAGCCUCUUAGCAUCCUAAUUUAAACAAAGAAGAGAAAAAAAUCCCGUUGUUAUUAUGAUACACAAAUGUGUGAUUACUGGCUGCCCUAACAGUUCGGACACGAUAAUUCAUUAUAUUUUACCCGAAGAGCCGAAUAGACGAAGAUUAUGGCUACAGUUUAUUGAGCGAAGUAAACAUGGCGGAGAAAGCGUUCCUAUUUCAUGCAGAGUGUGUGGCGACCAUUUCUCCGAAGAGAGCUUCACACAAGUGGAUCUGGGUUUUACCACGCAGCUUAUAUUAAACGUUGAUGCAGUUCCUUCGAUUUAUCCGGGGGAUCGUAUAUCAAAAGAUGGAAAUGAAGCACUGGUGGCAGAGGAAGAUAAUAAUGUGGAGGAGACUUGCAAUAUUACAAUAAGUGGCACAGUCUCUUUAGCGUGUGUCAAGGAAGAGCCUACAGAAUGUGAGGUGACCCCCAUCAGGAAGCUCUUAGAAGAGAGCAAAUCCGUAUCAUAUCAUUUCCUGCAUGUCAAGCAAGAAAAAAAUGAGUGCACCCUCUCUCCAGAAACCUGCAUACAGGGAAGUGAUCAGCCUCAGAUCAUUCAAAGUGAAGGUAUCAAAAGUGAGAUUGGCUGUAGUGACUUGGACAUAGAAUCUAAAGAUGACAAAGAAAAACCCUUCAGCUGCUCGCACUGUGGUGAAAAGUUCCGUAAUAAAGGUGUUCUCAUGCAGCAUGAAAGCAAUCACAUCAAGGAAGGAAAGAUCCGUACUUACCACUGUUCCCAAUGUGGGAAGAGCUUUGCACUCCGAGCUUUUCUGAAAGCUCACCAGAAGCUCCAUGAGAAUGUGGAGUCCACUUUAAUGCACAGCUGCACACUCUGUCCUCGUAGAUUCCGCUAUAAGGGCUCACUAGCGGCCCAUAUGAGACAUCACACGUCCCAGGUGACAUAUAACUGCCCAGUCUGUGAGGAAGCCUAUCAGCUCAAGGCAGCACUUUGUCAACACAUUAGAACGUCCCACUCCGGAAGCAGACUGCAGUGCCGCAUCUGUGAUAAAGGUUUCUUAAGACUUGAAGCCUUUUUAAAACACACAGACAGGCAUGUGGUAGUAACCCCAUACUACUGCAGCACUUGCAAAGUGUAUCAGCUCACAGAGCGUGGGUAUCUGUGCCACAAGCGAAUACACGAGCAGAAGCAGCUCCUGAUGCUGAGCGCUCAGAAGGGCCCUGCCUUUGCAGUGGACAGCCAAGCUAAUGCAGAGGAAAAAGCUCCAGCAGAAGUGCUGGAACCCAGCACCUGAGUCUGGGGAGGCACCAGUGGACAUGGAAGACAAUGGAGGCACAAGCUAACAGGAAGGGGAACCACAGCUGUCACUCAGUGCAGAGUUAUUACUUGAGUUUGAGGAAUCUGGGAAAGAAGCUCAUUGUUCCAGAUGUAGAUUUCUCAGUGGCCUCAUAUGAGAUGUGUCUUUCUGAUACCAGUGAAGACUGUGUUAUUGGGGACUGAGAAAGGCCAUUUAGCCUAUCUGAGACAAGACUCAAGCGCUUAAUGGCCGAUUUAGAAUUAGUGACUUACCUAUGGAUUAACUAAUACACAUAAUUGAGGAAAUGUAUUCAAGUUGUCUUUAAUUUGUGAUUUUCUAGUUUACUGUAUUUGAAAAGUAAUAUGUGCAACAAUCAUAUGGUAUAUAAUAGUAUGAGUUGCAUAUAUUUCUAGAUUAGUAGUUAAAUGGUGAUUUUUAAAAACUUACUAGCUCUAACCUUGUUAUUGUCAUUGCUUUGAAGAUUCUUGUACAAAAUGGUUUUAUUUUGGAGUAGUAACCCCUUUUAAAGUGUAAUUGCUUGCACAACUACUAAAAGUACAAACUGGAAGCUUUACUAUAAUAAGUCCACCUGGUAAGAUGCAUUAAAAAGGCUUAAAUUAAGUAGAUAUUGUUCUUUACCACAGAAUGCCAUGAUUUAUAUUGGCAUUAUUACUGUAACCUCUAGAAACAAUAACUGAUGUAAGAGUAGCAUUUUAUACUUUCAGCCUGCAAAUUUUGUUCUUAGACGUAAUAUACAUUGGUCUUUAGUACUUCUAAGUACUGUAAGUUUUUUUGUAUAAUGUGAGAAUACAGUUUAAUGCUAAAAUAUCAAUCACAAUAUUCCUCAUAAAAAUGUAAAACUUUACUACACUUAAAAAGAGAUCAGUAUAGCAGCUUGCCAGACACAGAAAGCAGCAGUAACAUUUUCCAGCACUGUUCCAAUUUAAAGAGACAAAAGAUUAUUGAGAAAUCAAAAACAUUUUCAUCUUAAACUUGAGUAAAAUAACAAAACAGACCUCUCAGAAUUGAGGGGGGGGGGGGGCACCUUCAAACAUGCUUACAUAUGUUGAGUGGACACACUAUCUUACCAUGUGCUAAAAUAAUUUAAAGCAACUAUCCCAUGCAUUUAUAAAAAUAAACUGAAUGCCAGGAGUCGUCCUUCAAACCCACAUAACAUUUCCUCUGAGGAGCUGACUUCAUAGCUCUAAUUUCACAAACUGGGGGGGGGGGGUGUUAAAAAAAGAAUAUUGUGUGCUUUUCUUACUUUUUUUAAAAAAAUUUUUUAUGCUGCAUUGCUUUUUAUAAACCUGAGUUCUCUGGGUAUUUA